ACAGUUCAAGGUAGAGGCAGGCCCACUUUUGUACUGCAAGUAGAGGGCACAUCAACUGAAGCAAUCAUGAAAGGACUUUUAAGUAUUGUAGCUGUUUUUUUGGCUUUUAGCUCUCAAGUUUACUGUGAUGGACCAAUUAAUAAUAACCUUUUCUACAACUUCACUGGAAGUGACAUGCAGGAUCUUGUUACUACUUACUAUUUUGUGAUUGGUGUCACCGUUAAUGGUCAGAUAGGUGAUGUGUGUGCAGCUGGAGUUUCUAAUGAAACUGCUGGUAGCUACUGUCAAGCAAUAGUUGAUGAUGUUUAUGGCUUACCAGGUUUCGUGUCACCAAACGGUUCUAUUGGUUACCCUGAUAGUUUUAAUGAUUUCCCCCCAAAGGUGUUUGACUACAGUUAUACAAAUGUUUCCUGCUCCAAUGGCUACUCUUCUUGUACUGGGAGUCAAAUGAGCAACUGUACAGCUAGUGGGGGACUGCUUAGUAUACAGUGUAGUUUUAUUUCCCCUGAAUGUUAUUAUGGUGAAACUGAUCUUAACAAUUACGUCAAUGUAUCAAAUGGCCCUGGUCUCUUUACACUGACUGGUCGUCCAACCAUUUGUGUAGAUGGAAGCUUUCUUCCUGUAUGCAGUGGUGUCCCUUUGAGUCCUAUUGAUGUCUCAAGGAUAUGCCUUUAUAGUUUAGGAAUAUCAAGUGGGUUUGUAGGUAGACCAGCAGGUGUUAUGGCUCCUCCUCUUAACUUAACGAGAGAUCUUGGUAGAGUAGUGACUGGGUUUGACUGUACAGAUUUAGAAAACUGCACUAACACCACAAUGUAUGGAGACUGCGGUUCUAAUGGAUAUGCAACUGUUACAUGUCAGAGAGUGUGUAUUGAUGAUGAUGAUGGUCAUAGUGAUGUAUUCCUGUUCAAUCAGUACUCUGGAGUCGAAGGUGGUAGCAGCUACAUUGCUGGUAUUCCACAGUUCUGUGCUAAUGGUGCUCCUACAAGAGUAUGCAAUGAUGGAACUAACUCUCCAAGAAUCAUCAACUUUGCCUGUGAAGCAUUGAACUAUCAAUAUGGGCAGUUGCUUUCUUACAAUGCCAGUGUUUAUAAUGGCACUCCUCCUGGUGUUGUCUAUUUGUCUAACUUCUCUUGUCCCACCAGUGACAUCAACAGUUGUGGUGACUAUGCCAACUUUGCUACUGAUUCACGUUGUUUUGGUGGAUCACUUGAGUACUUUGUAAAAUGUUACAAUGACACUCAAAACUGCAAUAUGCCUGGUGUUACCUUCUUCACUAAUUUCAGCAGUAAUAACUUUGGACAGCAGCUGUUAUCUGGGAUUGCUGUGAUGUGUAUUAAUGGACAUUUGGUCCCAUUGUGUAAUGAAAAUGAUGAUGACUAUGAUUCUGAUGAUAUCGAUCUAGUAUGUACUUCGAUGGGAUUCGAUGGUGGAUCUAUUCGUCCUCCCAAUCCAUCUAGAUACGGCCCAGGACCACAAGGUGUUGGAUAUUACGGCAACUUCUCUUGUCCAUCAAAUGCAACUGAUACUAGCUCAUGUACUGCAACAAUGACAAACAACACUCAGUGUAUUGGAGGACUGAGGGAACUAGUGAUUGAGUGUUACCUUGGAACACCCACAACUCCAUCAACAACUGCCACUAGCGCUCCUACUUCUACAGCUACUGCAACCCAAAGCAUCACUACAAGUGCAACACGUGUUGUUACUACAACAGGAGGAGCCAGUGUCACUCCUUCAAGCACUCCAACCGAAUCCUCUUCCUCUAAAGUCGGACUAGCUGUUGGGGUUACAAUUGCAGUUUUGGUUGUCGUCGGUUUGAUAGUAGCAGCUGUCAUUAUAGUGGUAUUCAUUGUUAUUAGGAAGCGUAGAUCUGGCUCCUUUUCAUUUUAAUUUUAAACAAACUAUACACUUUAAUAAAUGCUAUGCUACAUGACUUACUAGAUACAUGACCUUUUUAUUGCAGUUCAUGCAGCUCCAUUCCAAUCUCAUGUAUACCUUUACUUUAACAAUGCAUGCACUAAUUUGGUAUUAACAUUAUUGUGAGAGUCAAUUAGAAA
This is a messenger RNA of Amphimedon queenslandica, 2054 nucleotides long. RefSeq lists its product as uncharacterized. Gene Ontology annotation, cellular component: membrane. The transcript is spliced from 10 exons. NCBI's taxonomy places the organism in Eukaryota, Metazoa, Porifera, Demospongiae, Haplosclerida, Niphatidae. The record is from RefSeq and is a predicted model, not a curated record. Bases 67 to 1887 code for a protein of 606 amino acids.